CCCCCCCUCCCCCUUUAGGUCUUUGUCCAUAUCAAGCCGGCAAUCCUGGAGAUGGAAAGGAAGCGGUUCGAGUGCUCGGCGCUCCCCUCCGGCUGGAAAAGGGAAGAAGUAACUCGAAAGUCCGGCCUGUCGGCGGGGAAGAGCGACGUCUAUUACUAUAGGUUGCCUGUCCAUCACGCACCAUUCCCUGGCCAAGAAGAGAGGCAGGUGAUCUGCUACCAGGCCUCUGCCAAUGUAGCUCUUGAGCUGUCCACUAGGAGUCCAAGUGGAAAGAAAUUCAGAAGCAAGCCACAGCUUGCACGGUACCUGGGCAACUCGAUGGAUCUGAGCAGUUUUGAUUUCCGAACAGGGAAAAUGCUGAUCAGCAAACUGAACAAGAACAGACAGAGGCUGCGCUUCGACUCUGCCAACCAGGUCAAGGGCAAGCCAGAUCUGAACACUUCACUACCUGUUAGACAGACUGCUUCAAUUUUCAAACAGCCAGUUACUAAAGUGACCAACCACCCCAACAACAAAGUAAAAAUGGAUCCACAGAAAGCUGUAGAACAGCCACGGCAGUUAUUCUGGGAAAAGAAGCUGACUGGAUUGAAUGCCUUUGAUAUUGCAGAAGAAAUCAUCAAGACUAUGGACUUACCUAAAGGCCUACAAGGUGUGGGGCCAGGAUGCACAGAUGAAACUUUGUUGUCUGCUAUUGCGAGUGCUUUACAUACUAGUUCUAAUCCUAUUACUGGACAGCUCUCUGCAGCAGUAGAAAAGAAUCCUGGUGUAUGGCUGAAUACCUCUCAACCUCUCUGCAAAGCUUUCAUGGUCACUGAUGAGGACAUUAGGAAGCAAGAAGAACUUGUACAACAGGUGCGGAAGAAGUUGGAGGAGGCGCUGAUGGCUGAUAUGCUAGCACACGCUGAAGAAUCUGGAAAGGAGUCAGAUAUAGCACAAGACAAAGAAGAGGAUGUAUAGCCAAGGAGGUUAUUAGAAUCCAAUAUUUUUCAGGGAGGCGUGAACGCAAAGAUGAGUGAAAAUAUUCGUAAGGAUGAGAAUCACUGAAUAAUUGUAUCAUUUGGAAUUUCUACAUCCAAACUGGUUUAUAAUAUGUUUGAAGAACUACUUUUCCAGUUUAAAAAUAAAAGUGCUUUUUGUCAGAUGGAAACAGUCAUUGUGAUGGGCAUGUAGACCAUUGCCAGUAAUCAUUUUUAAACUUGAAGUUUGUUUUUAUAUGCUCACGUUUUUUAAAGCUAUGUAAAAUACUGUAAAAUUUGAUAUGUGCAAGUUGUCUAUUGGUAGGUGUAUUCUUUGUUUGUGGUUUAAUCGUGAAAUAAGCAUACAUACAUCUUUGGUGAUAAGAGCACUAACGAAUAAAUCCAAUAUUUCUAGUUUUGUAAGUUACGUUUCUAGAACAUUGCAUUCUUAAUCCUGUAAUGAGGCAAACUGCAUUCGUGCAUGUUCUGUGAAAAACUGUUUUGAAAGUGUUUUAUAAUGCAUGUUUCCAAUUAUUUCCCGCCUUCAGUAAGUGUACAUUAUGUGUAGUGGAACCAAACCAUAAAAGCUCAAAUAGCUUGUCAAUAAAAUCGAUUUGCUACA
This is a messenger RNA of Carcharodon carcharias (great white shark), 1578 nucleotides long. RefSeq names its product methyl-CpG binding domain protein 3a (gene mbd3a). The coding region runs from base 52 to 957 and encodes 301 amino acids. Gene Ontology annotation, molecular function: DNA binding. NCBI's taxonomy places the organism in Eukaryota, Metazoa, Chordata, Chondrichthyes, Lamniformes, Lamnidae. The record is from RefSeq and is a predicted model, not a curated record. The transcript has 8 exons.